AUGAUUAAAAUACAAAAUAUUGUAGUAUUAGUAAUUUUAUUGUUUUUUGGAGAAAUUAAUGGUCAAACUGAACUUCAGUCAGUUCAAUAUGGGCCAGAUGGGGUUACUGUUAAAUUGAGUAGUGGAACAUUUACUAGUAAUAGUUAUUCCUUUAAAUUGAUAGGGCCCCCUGUAAUACAAAAAACAAUGGAUAUUUUCAACCCUACCACAGCUUUUUUGAACUACACAGCUGAUAUUAUUAACAAAGUUGAUAAAUUCCAAAUUUGUGACCUACAAAGUUGCUUAUUUCCCAACGAAAUACUUUGGAAUCCAGUAUAUAUAACUAAUAUUUCUUCGAUUCCAACUCAAGGAGGUAUCAUUACAGUAAAAGGUGUAUCACUUCUACCAACACAACCAGGGUGUUCAGAGAUCUAUUUUAAUAAAAGUAUAUUUCUUUAUGAAAGUAAUACAAAUUCAGCAGGAACCGAAAUCAAUUUCAAUGUUGGUCAAAACAUUACCUCUUUAUUCUCUGGUCAAAAUAUUCCAAUUUCUUUCAGAAUAAGAGGAACUAACAUACUCUCAUAUAAUAUAUAUGUAUAUAAAACUAUUUUUUUUUCAUUUCAAGGACCAACAAUUUCAUCAGUUGUAUUUAAUAGAGAGACCAAUCAAAUUACAAUGACUGGAACAAAUUUUGGAGUAAAUGGAAUUCCAUUGACAUUAACUUCGAAUGGUGGAAAUUUACAACCAACUCAUUUAAUUGAUAAUACUGUUAUUGUUUCAAAAGUAAAUGCUCAAAACUAUUCAUUCUCUGGUGAUUUCCAAUAUGUUUUGAAUGUUGGUUCUCCAAAUCCAAACUCAGCAACCUAUACUCAACAAAUAUAUCCAGUUGUAACAUCAGUAACCUCUACUUCAUCAUCUGGUGGAACCAUUUCAAUUUAUGGAUAUAUAUUGAAUCUUUUCAAACCAAAUGCAACUAUUUCACAAGUAUCAAUCCUUGUUGGAGGUUAUACAUGUACAGUAUUGACAUUGAAUGAUCCAACAAAUUCAUUUAUUGAAUGUUUAAUGCCAGCAAUUACAAGUGGUUCAAAGAAUUAUAAUUUAUCAGUGGUUGUUAACAUUAAUGGAAAGCACUCCAAUAGUGAUAUAUUAUUCUCUGCCGAUCUUUCAAAUGUCCAAGAAGUAUCACAAGACGGUGGAAAUACAAUAAUUAUCGGUUCAUCAUUUGGUAAUGAUACAAAAUCAAUUGUAUUACAUUUCAAUGGUAGUACUCCAAUGUCACCGAUCUCCGUUUCCGACUCGAUGUUAACUUUUAAAUUUCCAACAAACACACCAUCUGGAUUAUACAAUGGAAACACACUGACCAAAUUCAACACAUCAACAACCAUUCCAUUUAAGAUAACAAUUCAACCAUACAUCACAUCAAUAACAUCACCACCAACACAAGGUGGAAUUGUAACAAUCAGUGGUCAAUAUAUGACUUCAAACAUCCAAGGAAAUGAGAAUAUCACUGUGAUUAUUUAUUAUCCCAAAUCUAAUCUUAACACUCUAUGUUCAAAUGCAACGAGAUUGAACAGUACCAGUGUGACUUGUAUUGCACCACAAGGAAGUGGAACAUCCGUUAAUUUAGAACUUCAAUUGAAUGGUAUCAGUUCAACAGUUGUUAUCGUGGAGAGGAGUACCGCCAAAAUAGGAUUUACAGGCGGGAUUGAACCACAGGUACCAAGACAGUAUGUUAUCGAGUUUCUUGACUUCCUCAUGGGUCUUACCGCAUCCGGACAUUUUCAUAACAAAUCACUUGCCAAUUUAACAGCCUCCACUUCAUCAAUCUCCAAUAUUACUGUUAAUGCUCAAGGUGGUGCUGGAUCAAGACAAGGUGGAAAUAAAGCCGCCACUCUUGGAGUUCCAGAUUGGGUUGAUACCGUCAACGAUCUCAUCUAUCUCGGAUAUAUUGAUUGCCAUGGAAAUCUCAGAAGAAUCCGUAUCGAACGUAAAUGUUUCCGUUUUGGUGAUAAAUCCGUUGAAGAGAAGAUGCAAGAAUGGUUGUUGGAAUACUCGGAACGUGGUAAAUAUGAAUCUCUGUUCGUCAAUAAGUUGGAGCAACCUGGUAAGAUCACUGGUAUGGAAUGUUCUAUUGACUUGGUAAAAGAUGAAUGCGUCAAAACUAUCAUUGACCGUAUGAAAGAUGGUGGUAUUCUUAAAAUACCCGAUCUUAAAGAUUUUGUGUUGGAAACCGAUGCAAGUGGUGUUGGUAUCGGUUGUGCGUUAUUUCAGAAUGGAAUGUUGGUUAUCGCAUACAGUCGUAAGCUUACAGCUGCUGAGAAGAACUAUCAUUCUGACACAUCUGCUUUCUUUAUUGCCGUCACUGACAACCAAGCUUUGAAGGUAUUAAAUGACAAGUCUCCAAAGAACGCUCGUAUCUUACGUUGGAGUAUGUUCUUGCAAGGAUUCAACUAUGUCAUUCGUUAUAGAGCUGGUAAACAUAAUGACUUUGCCGAUGGAUUGUCCCGUUUUCCUACAUUAUUAAAACCGAGCAAGGAUGACUUUUGUAUUAAAAUACGUAAGGCGUUGGAAGGUACCGAAUUGAAGGCUCCUGCUGAUCUUCCGCUCUACUCUUUGGAAGAUGAUAUUCUCUAUUUCAAUUACGAUCAUUCAAAAGUAAACCCGUUCAGCUCAAGGGUACUCACCAGUCGUAUUUGGGUUCCACUGUCGUUACGUCAUAAGGUCAUGUCCUACUAUCGCGAUGAUUUGCUUACUGGAGGUCACCUUGUUUUAUUGGUUGACGAUCAUCUCGGAUUUGAAGCGUUUAUUACAUGUGCUGUCUUCAAAGGUCCAAGAUAUCAAAAGAGACCUGAUACUGCUAUGUCGUUGGAAGUUAGUCGUCCGUUUGAAUUGAUUGGUGUAGAUCUUAUGGUGGCCAGAAGCAUUGCUUUGCCGGAUUACUCUGCUGUUACUUUUGCUGGGUACAUCUAUCGUGAAGUCAUUUGCCGGUAUGCCUGA
Messenger RNA from Heterostelium album PN500, 2976 nucleotides. It is a transcript of the gene tgrK2, whose product is annotated as immunoglobulin E-set domain-containing protein. The record is from RefSeq and is a predicted model, not a curated record. The coding region runs from base 1 to 2976 and encodes 991 amino acids. The transcript is spliced from 12 exons. Lineage: Eukaryota; Evosea; Eumycetozoa; Acytosteliales; Acytosteliaceae.